UGCAGAUCCCUCCCUCCCUGUCCCUGCCUGGCUCCAGCUGCUGCGUGCUGCAGUCGGCCUGCCCUGUCUGCCUCUGAGCCUGCUGGGAGUUGGGGGGAGAAAGCGUUGAGGGAGAGCGAGCAAGGGGGGAAGUGUUUGUGCGGGUCCCAAAAACUGGAAACCACUACUAAAAAGCACACACACGCACGAUUCAGACCGAUUUUAAAGCUCUCCGGAUGAGUCGUUGGCACUACUUUACCGAGAGCUGUGAAACCCCGCCAAGGAGACCCUGAAACUUGCGUGAUUGUUUCUUCUUCUUCUGUGGUAGCAGCAGUGCUGUUGCUCCGCGCCGACUGCUCUGAUACUUGAGUGGAUUCAUUGGUUGGAGCAGCAUUGCGCAGUGACACCGCUGUAUAUCGCUUAUCCAGAGGGAAGAGGAACCAUGAAGAACUAAACGUUUUCUUCUUGCUGCUCCAAGUCGAGCUUGUAGCAAAGUUAAAUAAUUUCAAAGUGUAAUUUUGUCUCGCGCCUCUUCUUUCGCCCUGCGUGCAUUUUUCUCGUCCUGUGUGGGAUGCAUCGGUUGCUGUAGGAUCCCUCUUGUUGACAAACAUUUUUUUUUUCUUACAAGAAGUUUACUACAAGCUUCGGACACAAAAAGACAGAAGAUGUCUACGACGAGGUUCAAAAAGGAUAAAGAAAUCAUCGCGGAUUACGAGAGUCAAGUCAAAGAUGUCUGGCCCAGGACAUCUUCCAUUAGGAGAGAUCCAUUAUACAUGGUGGACCUGGCCGGAGAGGGCGCACGGAGGUGUGAUUCCUCAGAAAGGACCUCAGAGGAGAUCCGGGCCCAGUUGGUGGAGCAGCAGAAAUGUCUGGACCAGCAGACGGAGAUGAGGGUCCAGCUGCUGCAGGACCUGCAGGACUUCUUCAGGAAGAAGGCAGAGAUUGAGAUGGAAUACUCCAGAAACCUGGAGAAACUGGCCGAACGCUUUAUGGCAAAGACCCGCAGCACCAAGGAUCACCAGCAGUACAAGAAAGACCAGAACCUGCUGUCCCCAGUCAACUGUUGGUACCUGCUUCUGAACCAGGUGAGGAGGGAGAGUAAGGACCACGCCACACUGAGCGACAUCUACCUCAACAACGUCAUCAUGAGGUUCAUGCAGAUCAGUGAGGACUCCACACGGCUACUCAAGAAGAGCAAGGAAAUAGCCUUUCAGCUCCAGGAAGACUUAAUGAAGGUCCUUAAUGAGCUGUACACAGUGAUGAAGACCUACCACAUGUACCACUCGGAGAGCAUCAGCGCCGAGAGCAAGCUGAAGGAGGCCGAGAAGCAAGAGGAGAAGCAGAUCGGCAGGGGAGAACCCGUCUUCAGCAUCCGAAUGGAGGACAAAUACCAGAGGCGCAGCUCUGUGAAGAAGAUCGAGAAGAUGAAAGAGAAGCGCCAAGCCAAGUACUCUGAGAACAAGCUGAAGUCGAUCAAAGCGCGGAACGAGUACCUACUGACACUGGAAGCGUCAAACUCCUCCGUUUUCAAAUACUACAUCCACGACUUGUCGGACUUAAUUGAUUGCUGUGAUUUGGGGUACCAUGCAAGUCUGAACCGGGCCCUGCGGACCUACCUGUCAGCCGAAUACAACCUGGAGACGUCGCGGCACGAGGGACUUGACAUCAUAGAGAACGCCGUGGACAGUCUGGACCCGAGAAGUGACCGACAGAGGUUCAUGGAGAUGUACCCUACGGCCUUCUGCCCACCGGCAAAAUUUGAGUUCCAGCCUCAUAUGGGAGACGAGGUGUGUCAGAUCUCAGUGCAGCCACCAGUGAACGGAGAGCUUAUCCUGAGAUUCCAGCAGCUUCAGUCUCGCCUGGCUACCCUGAAGAUCGAGAACGAAGAGAUUAAAAAGACAUCGGAGGCCACACUGACCACCAUCCAGGACAUGGUGACCAUUGAAGACUACGACGUGUCUGAGUGUUUCCACCACAGCCGAUCCACGGAGUCGGUCAAGUCCACUGUGUCGGAGACGUACCUCAGCAAGCCAAGCAUCGCCAAGAGGAGGGCCAACCAGCAGGAGACGGAGCAAUUCUACUUCAUGAAAUUCCGGGAGUUUCUGGAGGGCAGUAAUCUCAUCUCCAAACUGCAGGCCAAACAUGACUUGCUGAAGAGGACACUUGGUGAAGGCCACAGAGCUGACUACAUGACCACAAGCCGCGGACGACGGAACUCACACGCUCGACAUCAGGACUCUGGACAAGCCAUCCCCCGUGUGGUUGAAAGCUGUAUUCGCUGCAUAAAUUUGUAUGGCCUUCAACAUCAAGGAAUAUUUCGUGUAUCUGGAUCACAUCUGGAAGUCAAUGACAUCAAGAACUCAUUCGAAAGAGGAAACGACCCCCUGACGGACGAUGAGAACGGCCAUGACAUCAAUUCGGUGGCUGGCGUUCUCAAACUUUACUUCCGUGGUCUGGAGAACCCUCUUUUCCCCAAAGAGAGGUUCAACGAUCUGCUCUCCUGCAUCAGAAUAGAGAACCUGUAUGAGAGAGCGCUGUACAUCCGUAAGAUCCUCCUGACCAUUCCCAGAUCAGUCCUCAUCGUCAUGCGCUAUCUCUUCGCCUUCCUCAACCACCUGUCUCAGUACAGUGACGAGAACAUGAUGGAUCCGUACAACCUGGCCAUAUGCUUUGGCCCAACGCUCAUGCCCACACCAGACACCCAGGACCAGGUCUCCUGCCAGGCCCACGUCAACGAGAUCAUCAAGACUAUCAUCAUCCACCAUGAGAACAUCUUUCCUGAUGCCAAAGAACUGGAUGGGCCCAUCUAUGAGAAGUGUAUGGCUGGAGGAGACUAUUGUGAGAGCCCCUACAGUGAGCAUGGAGCCCUGGAGGAAGUAGAAAAUGAGGGAGGAACAGAGACACACACCAGCGAGGACGAGGGCGAGCCCAUUGAAGCCAUCGCCAAGUUUGACUACGUUGGGCGCUCUUCCCGAGAGUUGUCCUUCAAGAAGGGCGCCUCUCUGCUGCUGUAUCAGCGGGCGUCAGAAGACUGGUGGGAGGGACGGCACAACGGCAUCGAUGGCCUGGUGCCACACCAGUAUAUUGUGGUCCAAGACAUAGAUGACAACUUCUCAGACACUCUGAGUCAGAAGGCUGACAGCGAGGCCAGCAGCGGCCACACUGGAGAGGAUAAAUGCUUGGGAAAAGACAUCGGCUCGCCCUCUGACAUCAGGAUCUCUGAGGCCUAUAUUACCAGCAGGCACAAGAAAAGAUCAGAACCACCAUCACGGCGGCCCCCUGCCCGCCCCAGUGAUGUCCACUGCAUGGUGCAUUCCUCCCAGCAUGGCCACGGAGGCACGCCAGAGAUGGGCUCCCCAGUUCUCGGCCACUUCAGCCCACGGGACAUGCUGCGGACUCGCAACCACAUGCCCAUGGACAGCCCCGAACGCCGCCGCCGCACUGGCCACGGCAGUCUGUCCAACAUCAGCCGCCACGAGUCGCUGAAGAAGAUGGAGAGCCCCCCGAUCCGUCGCUCCACCUCUUCGGGCCAGUACACGAGCUUCACUGACACCCACCACCACCACCAUCACGGCGGCAAGCCCCUGGAUCCGGAGACCAUCGCACAGGACAUAGAAGAAACCAUGAACACCGCUCUGAACGAGCUGCGCGAGCUCGAGCGGCAGAGCUCGGCCAAGCACGCCCCGGACGUGGUGCUGGACACCCUGGAGCAGCGGCAGACCUCCGGCGGCAGCGGCGGGGGUCCCACGCCAGCCAGCUCCAGCGAGUCCCUCAGCCCCAUCCACGGCGUCAUGCUCAGAUCCACCGCCAACACCGAGCCACCCAUCCGCCGCAGCACCAGCUCCUCCAGCGACACUAUGAGCACCUUCAAGCCUCUGGUAGCGCCCCGCAUGGGGGUGCAACUCAAACCCCCCGCCUUGAGGCCCAAGCCCAUGGUCCUGCCCAAGUCGAGUCAGGCCUCACAGCCUCCGGUUACAUCCGCUCAGGACCCUCUGGACAAGUCCUGCACCAUGUAACCUCUGGGACAGAAAUGUAAAACAAAGACUCUCUGCAAAAUGCUACCAGUGUCUAGUCGUUAGAGACUUACAACAUAUAAUAUCUAAGAGCGUGUAAAAUACUUGGAAAAGAGGUUUCCUUGUGGUGUUUUGAAGCUUCAUAAAGAGGACUCAGGAUCUGAGAGACUCGUGUAGUGUGAUGACAGAUCUGUCUCAAUAUCAUGUGCACAGUUAUGUGUUAAUAUGUUUAGGUUAAUAUUAUCAAACACAACAAAUCACAAAGGCUUCCUUCAAGGUUUUAGAAAAUAUACACUAGUUAGUUUAGUUUACAGACAUUCAUGAACUUUGAACAAAACACGCCGCAUGCAGCUCCUCUGUUUACCACUGAACCAGAAACGGAGCUUGAAGAGAACUGUAGUAACCGCAGUCUCACACUAGAUUCUGAUUUUCUUUUCGCUCUUACCUAGGAGGGCCAUUGAAGGUGUUGUGAACUGGUUGAAAGGUCUUACUGCCUUUGAGAUGUAACUGAUUUCACAUGUUAAUUAUUAUAAAAGGUGCUGUGACCUGUAGAGAAACAGUUUGAAGGUUGGACUGAUUACGGGCCUGAAGAGCCCUUAACAACUAACGGUACUGUGUUCAUAGAUAGUAGUACUGAUAGCCGUGUGCUUUUUCUUUCUUUUUGGCAAAGCAUACGUCUCCUGUGUCUCAGAAAUGUACAAAGAUCACCUCUGUGCUGGAUUCACUCACAUUUAUUUGCCUGGAAUGAGAUAUGACUAUUGGACUAAACCACUACUUCAUGAUGUUUGAAUUUGAUACACUCUUGAAUUCCUGCAUCAGUAACUCACGAUGCACGCAUAAAAUAUGCCUAAUAAUAACGUAAGCCUUUGCAUCUGUAUAACAAAUGGGGAGCAGUGUGAAAAAUGAUCAUCUCCUAUACAGUAUAUACAACACAUACACUAUAUUAUACGGCGUGGAACACAUGCCACAGCUUCUUUCUUUUGCCUUGCUUGGCUUUAGCUACCCAAAGAUAUGACUACAAGUUGAAAGCAUGGAUGUUGACGCUCCUUAUAUGAUGUAGGCAUUCUUCAUAUUGACUCGUGUACAGACUCAUGGCAGCGCCCUGUGGGUGCGCCGCCGGUAGCCAUGGACCUAAUGACUGUUAGCGUGAAAGCCUCCUCAUAUGUUCACCCUAUGCUUGUCUGAAAACAGCAGCUCGCUUUGUGUCUCUCCAGUGCGUUUCAUGUUCAGGUGAGAAUGUCGAUAUGUUUCUGAAUUGUUCUCUGACUGACAUUGAGGCUCUCUGUGUGGAUUUUCUGAAUUUGUGGAUAAUGACGCCUCUAUUUGACAUGUCAGAAAACACACAAUCAGCGAUGUGUGUGUGUGUAUGUGUCGAGUAAUCAUUUUAAAUGCAAUAGCCCCAUAAAACUGUAUGUGCCAGAGCUCCAACUGUGUGACUGCACCCCUGUCUGUCGUAUUUUCUUCUUCUUCUUUUAUUUUAUUUUAAAUAACCUCAGUACUGUAGAUAAAACAGAUACUGGGUGCAUGUCCUGGAAAUGUUCGGCUAGCAUUAUAACACACACAAAAGACUUUCUAACAGCAGGUUUACACUAUUUUUUGACUUGACAAAUAUUGUGUGUAUAAUAAUCAAAAGAUGAUUCCUUUCUGACUUACUAACUUUCAUUAUUUUUGUAAUCAUUUUUGUUGUGUUUCUGGGUAGAAAUGAAUUAGAACAAAUGAUGUAGAAUAAAUAUCCAGAGAUACAGAAUGAAACUAGUUGUAAAAAAAAUUAAAAAGUGCUUUUGUCACCAUGUAAUGUUAUUAUCAACUGUAGGACUCAGUCAUGCCGUGUGUAGGCUUUAAGCUCCUCUGUGGUGUUAUGUACAUCUGUAGUAUGUACUUGUGAAAGUGCCUUUGAAAAUGUUUUAGAGGAACUUCAGACAUUCUGUACCGUUUGCAUUGUCACGUCAGAUGCUGUGCAGGACGGAGACGCAUGAAUAAGUGACGACGCCAUUCUCAAACAGUUAUGACAGAAUUAAUAAUAAAUAAACAGCUUACCCAUUGUGACAUUGCACUUUUAUGUAUAUAACUGUACAUAUGGCAUGUAACAUCAUAACGUUUAGAGUUCUUUGAGGGAUUAUACCUCCAAGGAUUUCUUUCUAAUAAAGGAAAUAGUUUGUUGA
Molecule: messenger RNA, 6154 nt
Organism: Cottoperca gobio
Lineage: Eukaryota; Metazoa; Chordata; Actinopteri; Perciformes; Bovichtidae
Gene: srgap1a
Product: SLIT-ROBO Rho GTPase activating protein 1a
Exons: 24
Coding region: 645-3995 (1116 amino acids)
Biological process (GO): signal transduction
Molecular function (GO): protein binding
Source: RefSeq, a predicted model, not a curated record